AUGUACAUCUUUCCCGGGCUUGGUUUGGGUGCGAUACUGUGCCGCGCCAAGAACGUGACGGAUAGUAUGGUACAAGCGUCUGCGCUCGGAUUAGCGGGCUCUCUUUCAUGGGAUGAACGGGCACUAGAGCUCGUGUACCCCCGUAUCGAGCGCAUCAGGGAGAUCAGUGCACACAUCGCUGUCAAGGUGAUACGGGCAGCGCAGAAGGCGGGCGUGGACAACUCGACGGAUCUGAAGAGAAUGGAUGAUACGCUCUUAUUAGAGUUUGUCAAGGGCAAGAUGUGGAACCCUUAA
Messenger RNA from Suillus subaureus, 294 nucleotides. RefSeq lists its product as uncharacterized. Gene Ontology annotation, biological process: pyruvate metabolic process; malate metabolic process. Gene Ontology annotation, molecular function: NAD binding; malate dehydrogenase (decarboxylating) (NAD+) activity. The coding region runs from base 1 to 294 and encodes 97 amino acids. Gene Ontology annotation, cellular component: mitochondrion. NCBI's taxonomy places the organism in Eukaryota, Fungi, Basidiomycota, Agaricomycetes, Boletales, Suillaceae. The transcript is spliced from 3 exons. The record is from RefSeq and is a predicted model, not a curated record.